Penicillium antarcticum is the source of this 222-nucleotide messenger RNA. RefSeq lists its product as uncharacterized. The coding region runs from base 1 to 222 and encodes 73 amino acids. The record is from RefSeq and is a predicted model, not a curated record. Lineage: Eukaryota; Fungi; Ascomycota; Eurotiomycetes; Eurotiales; Aspergillaceae. The transcript is spliced from 2 exons.
AUGUAUCCAACAGUCGUGAAGCUUCUUAUGAUUCUCGGUGUGACAGGGUUCUGUGUUGCCAGCUCAGGUCUGGAGCACGCCACCAAAGGAGUCAGCAUGAAACCGAGCCCCGAUGUUGUGAGACUGGAACACUCGUCUCCCCUGGGGAAACGCGGCAAUGAAAGUAAGACUCAACCUGGUGGCUGCUCGGUCCUGAUUCCUCGUACCUUAUUCAAUCUCUGA